This is a messenger RNA of Benincasa hispida (wax gourd), 2918 nucleotides long. Its product is annotated as protein CHUP1, chloroplastic-like. The record is from RefSeq and is a predicted model, not a curated record. Gene Ontology annotation, biological process: chloroplast relocation. NCBI's taxonomy places the organism in Eukaryota, Viridiplantae, Streptophyta, Magnoliopsida, Cucurbitales, Cucurbitaceae. Gene Ontology annotation, cellular component: chloroplast outer membrane.
GAUUUUUCACAUAGCAACGUGGACUCAGCAGUUGCAAACUUACCCAAUUCAUCAAAAUCCCAGCAAAAAAGAAAAAAAAAGUACUGAAAUUUAUUCAUUUCCAAAAGAGACAAACUCAAAAGCUUCCUGUCCUGAGAAGAAGACAAAGACACGACCAGAACCUAGUCUGUUCAGAGGCAUUCUUAAUUUUGUUCUUUCUGUCCACUUUCAAGUUUCAAGGUCACUAGCUAGUUAAGAUGAUGAACAGAUUAGGUCUUCUUGUUGCUGUUUCAAUUACAGCUUAUGCAAUUAGGCAGCUCACAAUCAGAUCAUGGAGCUCAUUAUUCUCGCCUGCCAACUAAAAUGGAGAAGACACAAAGAAGAACGUAAGGCGACACCGAAGAAUUCUGUGUGCAUGGAUUGGAUGAAGAAGAAGAGGAAGCUAAUUCAAUAAAUGAUGAAACUAGUCAAGUUAAUGGUAGAACCUCUGAUAUUGAAGAUGGAGAUCAUAGGUCAGAUGAGUUUCGAGUACUUCUACCACGAGAGUCCGAAAAUUGGUCGCUUGAUGACAAUAAGAAAGAAGAAAAAGUGCCUGAAAUCCAGAUAGAAAACAAUAAGAUUGAAUUGGAAAGGUUGGUGAAACUAGUGAUGGAAUUGGAGGAGAGGAAAAAGAAACUUGAAGGUGAAUUGCUCAUGUGCGAUAGAAUAAAAUACAGUGAAACUGACGUCACAGAGUUACGAAAGCAGCUCAAGGCUAAGAACGAUGAUAUCAGUAUGCUUAAUAUCACAAUCAGCUCUUUGCAGGCUGAGAGAAAGAUUCUACAAGAAGAGAUAAUGAAGGGAGCAUUGAUGAAGAAGGAACUAGAGGGGGCUAGGGGCAAGAUUAAGGAGCUGCAGAGGCAAAUUCAGCUUGAUGCAAACCAAACAAAAGAACAUUUAUUAUUACUCAAACAACGAGUUUCCGCUUUGCAGGCAAAAGAGGAAGAGGCUCUCAAGAAAGAAGCAGAACUUUAUAAGAAACAGAAAGCAGCGAAGGAUUUUGAGGUAGAACUUGGGGAGCUUAAGCGGAAGAAUCGAGAGCUUCAACACGAAAAGCACGAACUAAUUUCUAAACUAGAAGUUAUGAAGGCCAGGAUCAAAACACUCACUAAGAUGACAGAGAGUGAAAUACUCACUAAGGAAAGAGAAGAGGCUCAAAAGUUAAAGAGUGAAAAUGAGGAUCUGAUAAAGCAUCUUGAAAGGCUUCAGAUGAAUAGGUUUAAUGAAGUUGAAGAGUUAGUGUACCUUCGUUGGAUCAAUGCUUGCUUGAGGUAUGAGCUUCGAGACAAUGAGAUAUCGACUGGCGAAUCCGCUCGUUAUCUCAAUAAGAGUUUGAGUCCAAAGUCAAAAGAGAAGGCAAAACAACUCAUGCUAGAGUAUGCAGGAUUGGAGUCUGGACAAGAAGAAACAGAUCAUGAAAGCAACUUUUCUCAUCCAUUCUCUUCAGGGAUUGAAGAUAUUGACAAUACUUCAAUUGAUAGUUCAAGGAGCAGAACAAGUAGUUUCAUUGAGAAGCCUAAUUCAAAUUUGAGUUUGAAGAAAUUGAUCAGAAACACAGGUGGUUCGAGUGCUGUUUCGUCUCCAUGCAUAAUCGGUUCGAGCCACAGAUGGAAGGAUCCUUUAGAAGCAGUGAUGGCUUUGAGUGCUGAAACUUUAACUCUCUCCGAAGUUAGAUUGCAAGUUUCUUCAGGAAAAUCUGUCAACUCAGUUGCAACAUCAUUUCAACUGAUGUCUAAAUCAGUUGAUGAAAGUUUAAAACAGAAGUAUUCAACUUAUAAAGAGCAUCAAAAGUUGGCCUUAGGUAGUGAGAAGCAAAUCAAGGAAAAGGCUGUGAAUGAAAGGGCAAAAAGUUCCGGUGACGCUUUGAGUUUGAAGUCAGAAUACGAUGACACAAACGUGAGAAAGAAGCCUGCAAUUUUACCCCUUGAACUUACUCAAAUGAAGAUGAAUGAAACUUCUUCUGAUCCAGAUAGCCAAUUUGAUAAUGAUAGCAAAAAUAUGAUCUCCAAUCCAACUUCUUCUGGAGGUGAAGUUCAUCGAGGACCCGAGUUAGUUCGAUUCAAUCGAAAAAUAAUGAAACCUGAGGUGAACGCUGAUAUAGAAACUCAAGGAGACUUGGUUGUGGCAUUGGCAAUGGAAGUUAGAGAAGCGUCUUUCUCCAACAUGGAAGAUGUCGUCUCCUUCAUUAUACGGCUCGAUGAAAAGUUUUCUUUGGUUGAAGGGAUGGAGAUUCUCAAGCAUUUUGAUUGGCCUAAGGGAAAAACAGAUGCAUUAAUAGAAGCAGCCUUUGGAUAUCAGAAGCUGAUGAAACUAAGAGAAGAAGUAUCUUCUUUUGUUGACAAUCCCAAACUCACAUGUGAAGUUGCUUUAAACAAAAUGAACUCCUUGGUAGAUAAGGUGGAGCAGAGUGUCUAUGGAUUGUUUCGUACAAGGGACACGACAAUUUCACAAUACGAGGAACUCGGAAUUCCCAUUGAUUGGUUGUUGGAUUGUGGAGUUGUUGGCAAGAUAAAGGUGUCAUGUGUAGAAUUGGCAAGGAAGUACAUGAAACGCAUAGUAAAUGAACAUAAUGCAUUGAGUGGACCUGAGAAAGAACCAGACAGAGAAUUUUUGCUUUUCCAAGGAGUUCGUUUUGCUUCUCGUAUUCAUAAGUUUGCAGGAGGCUUUGAUUUUGAGAGCAUGAAGGCUUUUGAAGAGCUGAGGAGUCGUGUCCAUACAGAGGCAGGACAAAAGAAUAUUAAUUGAAGAUCAUAUUUUCCUAAGUUUUUAUUUUAUUUGUAUUGUAUAAUUAAUCUCUAGCUUACUUUAUGUAGAUAAUCUCAAGAAAUUCUAUGAAUGUAAUACAAAAAUGAAAUGAAAAGUGAUUGAUAAGAAUUAUAAUCAAAGUUGACUUGGCAUAA